UGUUAUGCCCCACUUGACCCUUGACAAUGAUUCUUGAUGAAUUUUUUUAUGUGUUUUUAUCUAUAUGAUGCAUGAGAACUAACAUCUCUUUGGCAUGAUAUUAUUAUGAUCCAGAUGGGAUGAGGGAUGCAGUGAACUUGGAACAUCAUAUUCACUCUCUGGAAAUUGAGGCUUACAGUUCCAUGUUGAAGGCUUUUAUUGCUCAAUCGGAUCUUCUUACUUGGGGAAAAGAGGAGCUCUUGACUGAACUACGAAAGGAACUGAAUAUUGCAGAUUCUGAACAUGGGCAAAUUCUGUCUAAAAUAAAUUCCGAUGAGUCAAUAAGAUGGAUUAGGGAGCAAAGGAAAAGGGCAUCUCAUUCGCAUGCUCAUGGUUAUAUUAAAGCUAAUACUUCUGGGUGUCCUUCCGCCUCAAUUGGGAAUUCUGUUAUAAGAUUGAAAACUCCAUCCCCGGCUACAUUUUAUCCUCACAACAACAUGUCGCACAGUCAGGCUUCUCUUAAUUCUAUUCAUGUUUCUGCUCCAAAGUCUGUCUACGGGAAUGCUGAGCAACCCAAGGAAAUGUUCAGUUAUGAUGUUCAGCCGCCACCUGUUGGAAUUGGAAGAGGGAGUGUGCCGGAAGGAAAUUAUCAGUUUAAGCAGUACUGUCAACCAUCCGAGUUUCUCACAUUAAACAACAGAGCUGAUUUAAUUGAGAUCCGUGCAACAGAUAGGGUUAUCCAUGAUGUUGAAAAGAUGGUUUUUGGUAGAGAGAAGCCUAGUCCAAUUGAUAUUGAGAAUGCGAAACAGGCUCUUGAUGAGCAAGAAAGAGCUUUACUUGAAGCACUUGGUAAACUAUCGGACGUGUUAGAUGGGGAUGACAGGGUGCUGCGAAAUCUCCAAUCGAGGGCAAGAAAUGACGGUCAAUGGUAGUCUCAGUGGGACGAUUGAAUGGACUUUGGGAGUUUAUUUUGAUCCUUGCAUAGAUAUGGUGCUUACUUUAGUUACUGAAUCCAAUUAUUGAGGUAUACACCUAAUUAGAAAAACUAUAUGAUGCUUAAGGUUGUAGGUGACUGAUGCAAGCCGAACACUUUGAUAUGACUUGUUUCAAUACUUUUUUAAGUUAUACUCCUUCUAACCAUUUGGUUAAAUGUAAAGUGUAAAGGAGAAUCCAAUCUCUUUUUGUUCUUCAGGAAAAGAUCUCAAAAGUUCUUGUUAGUUGCA
Lathyrus oleraceus (garden pea) is the source of this 1202-nucleotide messenger RNA. Its product is annotated as protein EMSY-LIKE 4. NCBI's taxonomy places the organism in Eukaryota, Viridiplantae, Streptophyta, Magnoliopsida, Fabales, Fabaceae. The transcript has 8 exons. The coding region runs from base 120 to 911 and encodes 263 amino acids. Gene Ontology annotation, biological process: defense response to fungus. The record is from RefSeq and is a predicted model, not a curated record.